UCUCACCUGAUGAGCUAAAGACACGACCCCUAAGGACUGCCAGAGUGAGCACUGCCGACUGCCCGGUGACAGUGACUGACCCCAAAUAGAAGAGUGGCUGUCCUGGAAGCACCGUGCCUGGCUCAGAAUAAUGGACAUAAAGGACAGGAGGCACCGCUCGCUGACGCGGGGCCGCUGCGGGAAGCAGUGCCGCUACACCAGCUCCUCGCUGGACAGCGAGGACUGCAGGGUGCCCACCCAGAAGUCCUACAGCUCCAGCGAGACACUGAAGGCAUAUGACCACGACACCAGGAUGCACUAUGGAAAUCGAGUGUCUGACCUGGUGCACAGGGAGUCGGAUGAGUUUCCAAGACAAGGAACAAACUUCACCCUUGCAGAACUGGGGAUCUGCGAGCCGUCUCCGCACCGGAGCGGGUACUGCUCGGACAUCGGGAUCCUGCACCAGGGCUAUUCCCUGAGCACGGGCUCCGACAACGACUCGGACACGGAGGGAGGGAUGUCCCCGGAGCACGCCAUCAGGCUCUGGGGCAGAGGCAUCAAAUCCAGGAGAAGUUCCGGCCUGUCGAGCCGGGAGAACUCGGCUCUCACGCUCACCGACUCCGACAACGAGAACAAGUCCGACGAGGAGAACGGUCGUCCCAUUCCACCUACAUCCUCGUCUAGCCUUCUCCCAUCUGCCCAGCUGCCCAGUUCUCAUAAUCCUCCACCAGUUAGCUGCCAGAUGCCAUUGCUAGACAGCAACACGUCCCAUCAAAUCAUGGACACCAAUCCCGAUGAGGAGUUCUCUCCUAAUUCAUAUCUGCUGAGAGCGUGUUCAGGGCCACAGCAGGCUUCCAGCAGUGGCCCUUCAAAUCAUCACAGCCAGUCAACGCUGAGGCCACCUCUCCCUCCUCCUCACAACCAUUCUCUGUCCCAUCACCAUUCCUCUGCCAACUCCCUCAACAGGAACUCGCUCACCAAUCGCCGCAACCAGAUCCACGCGCCCGCUCCGGCGCCCAACGACCUGGCCACCACCCCCGAGUCCGUGCAGCUCCAGGACAGCUGGGUGCUCAACAGCAACGUCCCGCUCGAGACCAGGCAUUUCUUGUUUAAGACAUCUUCUGGAACUACUCCGCUGUUCAGUAGUUCUUCCCCUGGUUACCCGCUGACCUCAGGAACGGUUUAUACUCCACCUCCCAGACUGUUACCUAGAAAUACAUUCUCCAGGAAUGCAUUCAAGCUGAAAAAACCCUCCAAGUACUGUAGCUGGAAGUGUGCUGCUUUAUCUGCAAUUGCUGCUGCAGUCCUGCUUGCCAUCUUGCUAGCAUAUUUCAUAGCGAUGCAUCUCCUGGGGCUCAACUGGCAGCUGCAGCCGGCCGAGGCUCCGACCUUCAACAACGGGCUGCGCCCGCCCGGCGAGGACGGCCCGCCCGCGCCCCCUGCCGGCAGAGGACCAUGGGUCACUAGGAAUAGCAGCAUAGAUAGUGGAGAAACAGAAGUUGGCCACAGGGUCACCCAGGAGGUGCCCCCUGGAGUUUUUUGGAGGUCUCAGAUCCAUAUCAGCCAGCCACAGUUCCUGAAGUUCAACAUAUCCUUAGGGAAGGAUGCUCUUUUUGGUGUUUAUAUAAGAAGAGGACUCCCACCAUCUCAUGCCCAGUAUGAUUUCAUGGAACGUUUGGAUGGCAAAGAGAAGUGGAGUGUGGUGGAGUCCCCUCGGGAGCGUCGGAGCAUCCAGACCCUUGUUCAGAACGAGGCCGUGUUUGUUCAGUACCUGGACGUGGGCUUGUGGCACCUGGCCUUCUACAAUGAUGGCAAGGACAAAGAGGUGGUGUCCUUCAGCACAGUCGUUUUGGACUCAGUGCAAGACUGCCCACGUCACUGCCAUGGGAAUGGCGAGUGUGUCUCAGGUGUCUGCCACUGUUUUCCAGGAUUUCAUGGAGCAGAUUGUGCUAAAGCUGCCUGCCCCGUUCUGUGCAGUGGCAAUGGUCAGUACUCCAAAGGCACCUGCUUGUGCUACAGUGGCUGGAAAGGUCCAGAAUGUGAUGUGCCCAUCAGCCAGUGUAUUGACCCCUCAUGUGGAGGUCAUGGCUCCUGCAUCGAAGGGAACUGUGUCUGUUCUGUGGGCUAUAAAGGAGAAAACUGUGAGGAAGUGGACUGCCUGGACCCGACGUGCUCCAACCACGGGGUGUGUGUGAACGGGGAGUGCCUGUGCAGCCCGGGCUGGGGAGGAGUGAGCUGCGAGCUGCCCAGAGCCCAGUGCCCCGAGCAGUGCAGCGGCCACGGCUCCUACCUGGCUGACACGGGGCUGUGCACCUGUGACCCCAACUGGAUGGGCCCCGACUGCUCCGUUGAAGUGUGCUCCGUGGACUGCGGCACCCACGGCGUGUGCAUCGGCGGGGCCUGUCGCUGCGAGGAGGGCUGGACAGGAGCGGGCUGUGACCAGCGUGUGUGCCACCCCCGCUGCACAGAGCACGGGACUUGUAAAGAUGGGAAGUGUGAAUGCAGAGAGGGCUGGAAUGGGGAGCACUGCACCAUUGAUGGCUGCCCGGACCUGUGCAAUGGCAACGGGAGGUGCACGCUGGGCCAGAACAGCUGGCAGUGCGUCUGCCAGAGCGGCUGGAGGGGGCCGGGAUGCAGCGUCGCCAUGGAAACCGCCUGUGCCGACAACAAGGACAACGAGGGAGAUGGCCUGGUGGACUGCCUGGACCCUGACUGCUGCCUGCAGGCCACCUGCCAGAACAGCCUGCUGUGCCGGGGCUCGCGGGACCCGCUGGACAUCAUCCAGCAGAGCCACGCCGGAGCUCCUGCCGUCCGGUCCUUCUACGACCGCAUCAAGCUGCUCGUGGGGAAGGACAGCACCCACAUCAUCCCUGGGGAAAACCCCUUCAACAGCAGUCUUGUGUCUCUCAUAAGAGGCCAAGUGGUGACUACAGAUGGGACUCCUCUAGUUGGGGUCAACGUGUCGUUUGUCAAGUAUCCAAAGUACGGCUACACCAUCACUCGCCAGGAUGGCACGUUUGACUUGGUUGCAAAUGGUGGAGCAUCCCUGACGCUGCACUUUGAACGGGCCCCGUUUAUGAGCCAGGAAAGGACAGUGUGGCUGCCGUGGAACAGCUUCUAUGCCAUGGACACACUUGUGAUGAAGACAGAGGAGAACUCCAUUCCCAGCUGUGAUCUCAGCGGGUUUGUCCGUCCUGACCCAGUCAUCAUUUCAUCACCACUUUCAACUUUCUUUAGUGACGCUCCCAGCCGCAAUCCCAUUGUGCCAGAAACCCAGGUUCUUCAUGAAGAAAUUGAGAUCCCUGGCUCUAGUAUAAAGCUCAGCUACUUGAGUUCCCGCACUGCUGGAUACAAAUCCUUACUGAAGAUCAUCAUGACUCAAACACUUGUGCCACUGAAUCUGAUCAAAGUUCAUUUGAUGGUAGCAGUAGAAGGGCAUUUGUUCCAAAAAUCAUUUCAGGCAUCUCCCAACUUGGCAUAUACAUUUAUCUGGGACAAAACAGAUGCCUAUGGUCAGAAGGUUUUUGGGUUGUCAGAUGCUGUAGUGUCUGUGGGGUUUGAAUAUGAGACUUGCCCCAGUCUCAUUUUAUGGGAGAAGAGGACAGCACUGCUGCAAGGAUUUGAACUGGAUCCCUCAAACUUAGGAGGAUGGUCUCUGGAUAAACAUCAUGUACUUAAUGUCAAGAGUGGUAUAUUGCACAAAGGCAACGGAGAAAAUCAGUUUCUCACUCAGCAGCCGGCUGUGAUAACCAGCAUUAUGGGGAACGGGCGCCGCAGAAGCAUAUCCUGUCCGAGCUGCAAUGGUCUGGCAGAAGGAAAUAAGCUCUUGGCCCCUGUAGCACUGGCAGUGGGUAUUGAUGGAAGUCUCUUUGUUGGGGAUUUUAACUAUAUCCGGCGUAUCUUCCCCUCCAGGAAUGUCACGAGCAUACUGGAGCUGAGAAAUAAAGAGUUUAAACAUAGCAACAAUCCUGCUCAUAAAUACUAUCUGGCCGUGGACCCUGUUUCAGGCUCCCUCUACGUGUCGGACACCAAUAGCCGACGGAUAUACAAAGUCAAGUCCCUCACGGGCACCAAGGACCUUGCUGGUAACUCUGAAGUGGUGGCAGGGACAGGAGAGCAGUGCCUGCCCUUUGACGAAGCCAGAUGUGGGGAUGGAGGGAAGGCAGUGGACGCAACCCUAAUGAGCCCGCGAGGAAUUGCAGUGGAUAAGUAUGGACUCAUGUAUUUUGUUGAUGCCACUAUGAUUAGAAAAGUGGAUCAGAAUGGAAUUAUAUCAACCCUGCUGGGCUCCAAUGACCUAACUGCUGUUCGACCUCUCAGCUGUGAUUCCAGCAUGGAUGUCACCCAGGUACGGCUGGAGUGGCCUACUGAUCUCGCUGUCAAUCCCAUGGACAACUCCCUUUAUGUCCUAGAGAACAAUGUUAUUUUACGGAUCACAGAAAACCAUCAAGUUAGCAUUAUUGCUGGACGCCCCAUGCACUGCCAGGUUCCUGGUAUAGACUACUCUCUUAGCAAACUGGCUAUUCAUUCUGCACUUGAAUCAGCCAGUGCCAUUGCCAUCUCACACACAGGAGUUCUUUACAUCAGUGAGACAGAUGAAAAAAAAAUUAAUCGGCUACGCCAGGUAACUACCAAUGGAGAAAUAUGCCUUCUUGCAGGGGCAGCUUCAGACUGUGAUUGCAAAAAUGAUGUCAACUGUAAUUGCUAUGCUGGGGAUGAUGGGUAUGCCACUGAUGCCAUCUUAAAUUCACCAUCUUCCUUAGCUGUGGCCCCAGAUGGUACCAUCUACAUAGCUGAUCUCGGAAAUAUCCGCAUUAGGGCUGUCAGUAAAAACAGGCCCGUUCUUAAUUCCUUUAACCAAUAUGAAGCUGCAUCUCCAGGAGAACAGGAGCUGUAUGUCUUCAAUGCUGAUGGGAUUCACCAGUACACUCUGAGCCUCGUUACUGGGGAGUACUUGUACAAUUUCACCUAUAGCAGCGAUAACGAUGUCACGGAGGUGAUGGACAACAACGGCAACUCCUUGAAGGUGCGCCGGGACGCCAGCGGCAUGCCCCGCCACUUACUGAUGCCGGAUAAUCAGAUUGUCACGCUGGCUGUUGGCACUAAUGGUGGACUCAAGCUGGUCUCAACACAGACCCUGGAGCUCGGAUUAAUGACAUAUAAUGGAAACAGUGGUCUCUUAGCAACGAAGAGUGAUGAAACAGGAUGGACAACAUUUUAUGACUAUGAUCAUGAAGGGCGUCUGACCAAUGUAACACGUCCCACUGGAGUGGUAACUAGCCUUCAUCGAGAAAUGGAAAAGUCUAUUACCAUCGACAUUGAGAAUUCUAAUCGGGAUGACGAUGUCACGGUCAUCACAAAUCUCUCCUCUGUGGAGGCUUCCUAUACAGUUGUUCAAGAUCAAGUGAGGAACAGCUACCAGCUCUGUAAUAAUGGUACUUUGAGAGUGAUGUAUGCCAAUGGCAUGAGCAUUAGCUUUCACAGCGAACCUCAUGUCCUGGCUGGGACUGUGACUCCCACCAUAGGACGAUGUAAUAUUUCUCUACCCAUGGAAAAUGGUUUAAACUCAAUUGAAUGGCGCCUGAGGAAGGAGCAGAUUAAAGGCAAAGUGACGGUGUUUGGAAGAAAGCUCAGGGUGCACGGCAGGAACUUGCUGUCCAUCGACUACGACCGCAACAUCCGCACGGAGAAGAUCUACGACGACCACCGCAAAUUCACGCUGCGCAUCAUCUACGACCAGCUGGGCCGGCCGUUCCUCUGGCUGCCCAGCAGCGGCCUGGCUGCUGUCAACGUGUCCUACUUCCUCAACGGGCGCCUGGCAGGGCUGCAGCGCGGGGCCAUGAGCGAGAGGACGGACAUCGACAAGCAGGGCAGGAUCGUGUCGCGCAUGUUCGCCGACGGCAAAGUGUGGAGCUACACCUACCUGGAAAACUCGAUGGUGCUGCUGCUGCAGAGUCAGCGACAGUACAUCUUUGAGUACGACUCCUCGGACCGCCUGCACGCCGUCACCAUGCCCAGCGUGGCUCGGCACAGCAUGUCCACUCACACCUCUGUGGGCUACAUCAGGAACAUCUACAACCCCCCCGAAAGCAACGCCUCCGUCAUUUUUGAUUACAGCGAUGACGGGAGGAUUCUGAAAACAUCCUUUUUAGGUACCGGCCGACAAGUCUUCUACAAGUAUGGAAAGCUAUCCAAGCUGUCUGAAAUUGUUUAUGACAGCACGGCAGUUACUUUUGGAUACGACGAAACUACAGGUGUCCUAAAAAUGGUGAAUUUGCAAAGUGGAGGAUUUUCUUGUACGAUUCGCUAUCGGAAAAUUGGUCCUCUCGUUGACAAACAAAUCUACAGGUUCUCUGAAGAAGGAAUGGUCAAUGCAAGGUUUGAUUAUACGUAUCAUGACAACAGCUUCCGAAUCGCAAGCAUCAAACCCAUCAUAAGUGAGACGCCUCUUCCAGUUGACCUUUACCGUUACGAUGAGAUCUCUGGCAAAGUAGAACAUUUUGGCAAAUUUGGAGUCAUUUAUUAUGAUAUUAACCAAAUUAUCACCACGGCAGUUAUGACCCUGAGCAAGCACUUUGACACCCACGGGCGCAUUAAGGAAGUGCAGUACGAAAUGUUCCGGUCCCUGAUGUACUGGAUGACCGUGCAGUACGACAGCAUGGGAAGGGUGACCAAAAGAGAGCUCAAACUCGGUCCCUACGCCAACACGACCAAGUACACCUAUGAUUACGAUGGAGACGGGCAACUGCAGAGCGUGGCAGUCAAUGACAGGCCCACCUGGCGCUACAGCUACGACCUGAACGGGAACCUCCACCUCCUGAAUCCUGGAAACAGCGUCCGACUGAUGCCGCUGCGCUACGACCUCAGGGACAGGAUCACGCGCCUGGGUGACAUCCCCUACAAGAUCGACGACGACGGGUUCCUGUGGCAGCGGGGUGCGGAUGUGUUUGAGUACAACUCCAAAGGGCUCCUCACAAGAGCUUACAACAAAGCAAAUGGGUGGAGUGUUCAGUACCGCUACGACGGACUGGGCCGAAGGGCUUCCUGCAAGACCAACCUGGGGCACCAUCUACAGUACUUUUAUGCUGACCUUCACAAUCCAACAAGGGUAACUCAUGUCUACAAUCAUUCCAACUCCGAAAUUACCUCUUUGUACUACGAUCUGCAAGGCCACCUCUUUGCAAUGGAGAGCAGCAGUGGGGAAGAGUAUUACGUGGCCUCUGAUAACACAGGCACUCCAUUAGCUGUGUUCAGCAUCAAUGGCCUCAUGAUCAAGCAGCUCCAGUACACGGCCUAUGGGGAGAUCUAUUACGACUCUAACCCAGAUUUCCAGCUGGUCAUUGGGUUCCAUGGAGGGCUGUAUGAUCCUUUAACCAAACUCGUGCAUUUUACCCAAAGGGACUACGAUGUCCUGGCUGGGCGCUGGACAUCUCCUGAUUACACCAUGUGGAAAAAUAUUGGCCAAGAACCUGCUCCUUUCAAUCUGUACAUGUUCAAGAGUAACAACCCUCUCAGCAAUGAACUGGAUCUAAAGAAUUAUGUAACAGAUGUCAAGAGCUGGUUGGUGAUGUUUGGAUUUCAGCUUAGCAACAUCAUUCCUGGGUUCCCUAGAGCAAAAAUGUACUUUGUGUCACCGCCAUACGAGCUGUCUGAGAGUCAAGCAUGUGAAAAUGGACAGCUAAUUACAGGAGUGCAGCAGACAACAGAGCGACACAACCAGGCUUUCAUGGCUCUGGAGGGACAGGUCAUAUCUAAAAGAUUACAUGCCAAAAUUAGAGAAAAAGCAGGCCACUGGUUUGCCACAAGCACUCCCAUCGUGGGGAAAGGAGUCAUGUUUGCCGUGAAGGAAGGCCGUGUGACCACCGGUGUUUCCAGCAUCGCCACAGACGACAGCAGGAAAAUCGCCUCCGUCCUGAACGGCGCUCACUACCUGGAGAAAAUGCACUACAGCAUCGAGGGCAAGGACACCCACUACUUUGUGAAGGUGGGCUCGGCCGACAGCGACCUGGUCACGCUGGCCAUGACCAGCGGGAGGAAGGUCCUGGACAGCGGCAUCAACGUCACCGUCUCCCAGCCCACGCUCCUCAUCAGCGGCAGGACUCGAAGGUUUACGAAUGUUGAGUUUCAGUAUUCCACCCUGCUGAUCAACAUCCGCUACGGACUGACCGCCGACGCGCUGGACGAGGAGAAGGCCAGGGUGUUAGACCAGGCUCGGCAGCGAGCCCUGGCCGCGGCCUGGGCCAAGGAGCAGCAGAAGGCGCGGGACGGACGCGAGGGCAGCCGCGUAUGGACAGACGGAGAGAGGCAGCAGCUCCUCAGCACGGGAAGGGUUCAAGGUUACGAGGGAUAUUAUGUCCUGCCCGUGGAGCAGUACCCAGAGCUAGCAGACAGUAGCAGCAACAUCCAGUUUUUAAGACAGAAUGAAAUGGGAAAGAGGUAACAAAUUAACCUGCUGUCAUCCUUUGCUGGAUGAAUCAGUAGUCAUAACUGUUAUCUCCUCUCCUAAGGAGAUGAAGACCUAAAUGGGGGCACUAGGCUGAGCUACUCUGGGAUAGUAAGUGGCAAAAAAAGCUCAUAUUUUUUGAGUUAAAUGCUACUGUUCAAGUGAUUAAAAACCAUAUCCUGAAGUGGACUAAAGCCAGACUGAAAACUCUUAACCGUACAAAUUAAAAAGUACCCCUGAAAUAUUACCCACUUGUUCUGGGUCUAAAGAAAAACAAAAAGAAGGCCUCGUAUUGUAUUACCUCACUCCAUUCACACGUGAGCAAACUAAGAAAUCCAAGUGGGCCACUUUCACUAACCAGCUGAUGAAACACAGAUGAUUCAGACUGCUUGUUUGAUAAAUAUCCAAGAGGUUUUCAUUUAAAGCAAAAUACAGAUGCAUUUAAAACAUGACUUUGGGGUGAUUUGUGUGUAGCGAAUGGAGGACAAAUGAAAUGCAAGUGAGAGCGCACUGGAAAUAGGAAAGGAAAAUAUAUUUAAAAGUAACAAAACCACACUUGCACUCUGACCCUCCACUUGUCUGGCCUGAAGCUUAACUUAUUCAAAGAGGGCAGAGUGUAACGUUACAUUCAAAAUGGUGGCUAUAAAUCACUACAGAUAAAUUUCAUACUCUGUUUGUCUUUGAAGAUUUCCAUUGUGGACAGUAUAACACAGUUACAGGGUGUAGUCUGUUUAGAUUCAGUAGUUUGUUGGUAUCAGUUCCAGUAGAGCUGUGGGCAUUGUGUUACACUAUUGCAAAUGGGCACCACGUCAGAUCACCCUGUACAUACAUCAGCCAGAAGGCACAAUCACUGUUUCAGAUUUAAAAAUUAUUAGUGUGUUUGUUUGGUCGAGAAACUGAGACAAUCACAUUACGGUCACCACAAAAAAUUAAAAAAAAUUAAAAAAAAAAAAAGAAAAGAAAAAAAAAAGUCUAAUAAGAACUUUGGUACAAGAACUUUUUUGUAAUAUACAUGUAUGAAUUGUUCAUUGAGUUUUUAUAUUAAUUUUAAUUUGCUGCUAAGCAAAGACUAGAGACAGGCAAAGAUAAUUUAUGGCAAAGUGUUUAAAUUGUUUAUACAUAAAUAAAGUCUCUAAAACUCCUGUGAA
Vidua chalybeata is the source of this 9570-nucleotide messenger RNA. It is a transcript of the gene TENM2, whose product is annotated as teneurin transmembrane protein 2. Gene Ontology annotation, biological process: neuron development; heterophilic cell-cell adhesion; signal transduction. The coding region runs from base 131 to 8419 and encodes 2762 amino acids. The transcript has 30 exons. Gene Ontology annotation, cellular component: membrane; neuron projection. Gene Ontology annotation, molecular function: protein homodimerization activity; protein heterodimerization activity; cell adhesion molecule binding. The record is from RefSeq and is a predicted model, not a curated record. Lineage: Eukaryota; Metazoa; Chordata; Aves; Passeriformes; Viduidae.